Messenger RNA from Heterobilharzia americana, 5254 nucleotides. The record is from the annotation of a GenBank genome assembly. NCBI's taxonomy places the organism in Eukaryota, Metazoa, Platyhelminthes, Trematoda, Strigeidida, Schistosomatidae.
AGCAAGCGCUUGAGACUAUAGCAGGGGGAUAUACAUUAAAGUUGGAUACGAGUGACAGAAAUCUGAUGAACGAUACAUGGAUUUCAUUUUUGAAAUAGUAUGAAGUCAUAACUCACUGGCUUCCCGACCGAUAGCUGCUACCUUGACGUGGUGGUCGGGCUUGCAUAUCACAAUGACCCAACGAGCUAUGCUGGUGGAACGCUUGUUCCCUCGAGGUCCUACCAUACCAGAAAGGUCUGUUGGGUAGUGGUUAGACGAAAAGCAGUCACCGUCAUAGUGUAAAUUGCUACACUAUGAUGGGGGUCUGAGGGCGAAGUCGUACUGCUGCUAGCUGGAUGGGGUGUGACAGCAGUAAGGUGUUUCCCUUGGAUGACCAGCAGUGCCAAGCUGAUGCUGCCUUCUCAGUGGAAGGGGGGGUUAGAAAAGGUCGGCCCCAAAAAUAACACACUCCACCACGCCCCACGGUCUGCCGGGCCGGCGGUGUUGGUUCACUUGUCGUUUCCUUUCGCUCAUCCGGCCCCAAAAAUACAAAAAUUCAAAAUAAUCAUACUCAAAAGGCUGGGUGUGACAGGCCUCAAGCAGAUGUCCGAUGGGCUCUGCGGUCACACAAAUCUCUUUCAGGUACCUUAAGAAGAAAUAGCCUUCCACGGUGUGGGCAGCCGGGAAGUGUCAACCGCUCUCACAACUCUGUCAGCAUCCAAGUUUCUUCUGACUGCUAUCCUCCUCCUCCAUCAUUACCUUCUAAUCUUCCUUCACGUCUCUUAAUUAAUGAUGCUGCAUCAUCUUCGAUUUCUCCUACCUCUGCAGCCUUCGACAACGAUCUGAGUCCACAGAACAGCGUCCCCGGUCUCCUUAAACCACGCUCCAAAUUACAUAUUGGAGCCUUCAAUGUCCGCACCCUCCGUCAAAUUGGCCAACAGGCUUCGUUGGCAAAGACUCUAGCAACUCGAGGCAUGGAUGUGUGCUGUGUUUGUGAGACACGCAUACAGGACCCAAGUGUGGUUAUUCACCUGACCUCUCCUGACCAAUCUGGUGAAUCUGCAAAAUUCACCCUUCGAGUUUCUGGAGAUUCGAUAGCUAGCUCUCGUGGUCUUGCAGGUGUAGGUAUAGCAUUAAGCACCAGGGCAGAAAACUCACUACUAGACUGGAUCCCAGUUGAUAGUCGCCUCUGCGCUAUGAGGCUGAACGGCACAGUGAGAACUAAAAGGAAUAGUGAGACUCGCCGUUGUCUCUUUGUAAUCUCUGCUUACGCACCCACUGACUGUAGUUCGGAUGAAGUGAAGGACGAGUUCUACCAUAAACUGUCUAACCUCCUCUCGAAAGCCAAACGUUCGGACGUAGUGGUUGUUGCAGGUGACCUCAACGCACAGGUGGGUAGACUGAGUGAGGCAGAAAGGCACUUAGGUGGCACUUUCGGAAUCCCAGCUGAACGUACAGAUAACGGUGAUCGCCUAUUACAACUAUGCUCAGAUAACCGCCUAUUUUUAGCCAGCACAAAUUUCAGACAUAAAGAAAGGCACUGUCUGACCUGGCGUCCACCGAGCUCGACUCAGCGAUGGACACAGAUAGACCACAUUGCUAUUAGUCAUCGCUGGAGAGGAUCGGUGGAAGACUGCCGCUCCUUCUGGAGUACGUGUUUGGACAGCGAUCAUGCGUUGGUCCGAGCACGUAUAUGCCUGCGUCUCAAUGGACGUAGAAAAAAUUUGGCAACAAAACCACUACGAGUUCUGCUGGACAACGAAAACACCAAAGCCGUGUUCAGUGAGAAGUUGGCUAGGCAGUUAUCGGAACAAAAGACUGUCACUCAUCCAGAAGAAGCUUGGUGCCAUCUUCAGUCUACUGUAAAAGCAGCACUGGAGACUGUAGCCGACUCCAAGAUAAUGGCUAAAAAGAGCCAGUGGAUAUCAGCAGCUUCUUCCAAACUAAUGGAUGCACGUGAAUGCAUCCCUGCAGGCUCUGAGUACAAUGAAGAGCGAGCGCAACUUAAAAAUAAACUGACGAAAAGUCUGCGCAACGAUCGUGAACAGUGGUGGGCAGCAAAGGCUAAAGAGAUGGAAAAGGCAGCGGCGAUCGGUAACAGUAGACAGUUAUUUAGACUUAUUAAGGAGACUGGGGGGAAAUGGUCAACAACAGUUAGUGAGGUUAUAGCGGAGAAGGACGGAUCGGCGAUUCACUCGCAGGGAAGGCGACUGGGACGAUGGGCAGAACACUUUGAGGAACAGUUUAACUGGCCUCCAGCCACCAUUGCGCUGCCCGCUAUCCAGUCGGACCCUGAAUGGGACAUAGAGACAGGUCCCCCAACACUAGAAGAAGUUGAGAAAGCGGUAGGUAGCCUGAAACGGGGAAGGGCAGCAGGACCAGACGGACUACCUGCUGAGGUAUACAAGAAUGGUGGUAGAGUUCUCUUAGUCAGGCUAACGGAAGUGUUAGCCAGUAUAUGGGAAUCAAAUACGAUCCCCUCCGACUGGUCUAAGUCACUGAUCAUCCCAGUCUUCAAGAAAGGCGAGAAGUCCUCUUGUGAUAACCACAGAGGAAUCAGCCUGACAAACAUAGUGUCUAAGAUCCUAAGUUCUAUAAUUCUCCGACGCCUGAGUGGAGCUCGGGAACAGCAAGCCCGAGAAAACCAGGCAGGCUUUAGACCUGGCCGUGGAUGUAUCGACCAAAUAUUCACACUGCGCCAGGUCCUGGAACAUAGGCAUGCUUACAGACGCCCGACAAUAGCUGUAUUUCUCGACCUGAAGGCGGCAUUUGACUCCGUUGAUCGAGAAGUCUUAUGGCAGUGUCUGUCACUGAAAGGCGUGCCUAGUAAGUACAUCACCUUAUUGAAAGCUCUCUACUCGAACACUUGUGGGCAUGUUAGAGCCUAUGGUGAGUUGUCCAGGGAGCUAUACUCAUCAAGUGGUGUCCGUCAAGGAUGCCCACUAUCCCCAUUCUUAUUUAAUUUUAUCAUAGAUAUUCUUAUGGAGGUUUCCCUCUCGUCACCUAAUUACAAAGACGUUGACCGGAUCACAGGUGAAUUUUCCUUAGAUCUAGAAUAUGCAGAUGACAUAGUCCUGUUAGGUGAAGACGCUGACAAGAUGCAGAGUCUUCUGAACACUUUGAGUGGGAAUUUGAGAAUGUUUGGGAUGCGAUUUUCACCACCCAAAUGCAAAUUUUUGCUCCAGGACUGGUCUUCAGCGGUACCGCGGUUAACAAUAGAGAGUGAAGUGGUUGAGUGUGUUGACCACUUCACUUACCUGGGAAGUAGGAUCAACUCCGGUGGGUUAGUUGCCGAUGAGAUUUCUGCACGGAUACAAAAGGCUCGAUUGGCUUUUGCCAAUUUGCGCCACCUAUGGCGCCGCCGUGAUAUUCGUUUGUCUAUUAAGGGUCGCGUGUACUGCACAGCAGUCCGCUCUGUUCUACUGUAUGGCUGUGAAACAUGGCCAUUGAAAGUGGAAGACAUGAGAAGGUUACAGGUAUUUGACCACCGUUGCCUUCGUAGUAUAGGACGUAUUCCGUGGUGUCACCAUGUGAGUAAUGCAGAAGUUAGGUGUAGAGUUUUAGGGAGAAGAGGUAAGUCAGUCGACGAGGUUGUGAACCUUCAUCGACUGAGAUGGUUGGGACACGUACUACGUAUGCCUAGUCACCGAUUGCCUCGUCACACAAUGUUGGCUGAGGUGGGUUCAGGCUGGAAAAAGGCCCGAGGUGGCCAGACUAAAACAUGGCACCAAUGUAUGAAGUCUCUGACUGUUGGUUUAAGCCAUGUAGGACGAUGCAGACUAGGUGGUUGGGGUCCACGGGACAAGAGGAACCAGUGGUUGGAGACCCUAGGUGAUAUGGCUCAGAACCGAAGUCAGUGGCGCAGAUGUAUACACACAUUAUCCUCAUCUUAACAACGCUAUACCGAAUCUCACUAUUUUGUCACUCCUCUUUCCUUUCUUCUCGUACUUUAUAUUUCUUUUGACUGCAUUCACUUAUCUUCAUCCUUCACCUCACUACCUUUUUACUUGAUGUGCUGAUAUGAGGUGUGGCAACUCGGACCGUUACGCAGUAAUGCCUGGUCCUAUGUUGAUAAUGAUGAUGAGGACUCAACUUUCAGGUACUGGGUCCUGCUUUCCAAUCUCACCACCUAAUUUGGCCUGGAUAACAGGCUAUUAUAUUAUAACAAUAAGCCAUCAAACAGAAAUUUUGGUUCACCCAAGUAAGCAAACAUUCGUAAAACCAGUAAUAAUAAUCCAAAGUCCGGUUAGUAAUUGAAAAGACAAAUAUACAAAUCGAGAAGAGUGCAUGUCGUGUCUGCCAUUUAUACAUCAGAUCUACUUGCAAAAUCAUAAUUUCAAUAGUUCUUAACCGAAAUUACAAUGAACAGUAAAUUUCUGCUGUGAAAAAUAACCACUUAGUAACCGUCUUAAGAUCACUAUACUACGAAUCCCUCCCACUACACCGUAAACUGGCAAGGGACGCUGAGCAAAUGUCCAUCUUACUAAAUCAAACAGUUGCAAAAUUCGACUAAACCAUGUCAUAGCAUCUGAGAAAGGCUCAGUUUUGUCAAAUUAAAAAUUCCACUAAUAAACUUAACAAAUAUAUCAAAUUCCGUUUAUAUUUGACACCGACAAGUGGGAUAAUAUGAUGCCGCACGAAUACUUAACACUAUCAGAACCCUAGAUACAUAUAUACUGCAUUAUUCCAAGCCACACAAAAAUAGUGGCAGUCACGCAAAAUGAAAAAUCGAAGUGAGAAUACAGAUAGCUGAAUUGACAGGCUUAUAAAAGCAUGGAACAAUAGAGGUGCCUCUUUUAUUAUCUUUCAGGAAUGGUUUGAAAAGUAGCCAACUUCACUUCGAUAGCAGUCAAUAAUGUUUGAGUUCGGUAUAGUUAGCUAACUAGACAGCUGAACGCUCGUAUAGAAUAUGAUCAAAAGGAAUAAGAAAAGAGUACAUUGACUAAAUAUUGUUUGUCCAACAAUACGUACAAAUAUGUCCAAACUCUAUUCAGGUAAGUUACACAGGAGGACGAAAGAGUGGAUAGUGGGUCCUCUUAUUUAGGAAUAUAUAUUCACCAGGGGAUUGUGUUAAGACGAGCACAAAAUAAAUCAUGGCCAUAAUGCUUAGCUUAUUUGCGAUAACUUUUGGUCUGCAGUAAACUAGCGUCGUAAAUGUACUAACAACUUAGCUGUCUUCUUCAGCACCAUUUCAUCACAUGAUCGUGAAUUCUAGAACCUCGAAAGAUAUAGAUAGGCUUUUGAAAUUUGCGUUAUAAGUUUUGACAUGCAUUUC